AUGACGGGAAUUGAUUUAAUGCUUAUGGGCAUUUGUAUUAUUUCUAAUACGACAAAUUGUUAUCGAAAUCAUUCGCUUCUCAUUAAUGAUAAACGUCAUGAUUGGGAAUUUGAUUUGGACGUAAUUGAUUUAUCAACUACUGCACAAAAUCUUAAAUCCAAAGAUGAAAAUUCGUUACCAAAAGUUAUGAAAAUUACGACACUUGAUAUGUCACCGUAUUCAUCAAUUUAUGAAUUGAAUGGAAAAACAAUGGGCAAUGUAACGUCUUACGCAUUUUAUAUAUUUGAUUUGAUAAGUAAAAAAUUUAAUAUUACAUAUGAAAUUGUAAUGCCAGAUCAAAAAAUACUUGGAGACCACAAAAAGGGUGUCAUUGGUUUGUUGCAUGAAAGGAAAGUCGACAUGGCAGUUGCAUUUUUACCAAUAAAUCCUGAUAUGCAUCCUUAUAUAUCGUACAGUCCAAUGUUAACACAAAUUGAAUUAAAAGCCAUGAUGAGAAGACCAGAUAAUUCAGCAAUUGGAUCUGGUUUACUUGCACCAUUUACAAAACAAGUUUGGAUAUUAAUUGUCAUUGCUGUUAUAAUUAGUGGUCCAAUUUUUUUUGGCAUAAUAUUUUUAAGAUCGUGCUUAUGGAAAAAUUCAAAAACUGAUAAUUAUACAUUUUUACAAUGUGCAUGGUUUACUUAUGGUGCUAUAUUAAAACAAGGCUCAACAAUAAUUCCAAAAACAGAUUCAAAUCGUGUGUUAUUUGCCAGUUGGUGGAUAUUCAUAACAAUAUUAACAUCAUUUUAUACUGCAAAUUUGACUGCGUUUUUGACAUUAGCAGAAUUUACAUUGCCCUAUAAAUCAAUUACUGAUAUUGUAAAUGACAAAAGAAUGUGGUCAUCAACAAGUGAACACUAUAUUGAUUAUGCUUUAAAGCAGUCGAAAAUUGAAAAGUUUGAAAUGUUGAAAACAUCAUUCAAAAAUAAUUAUGGUCGUUUUAUUAAUAAACCAUCAGAUAAAGAAAUUUUAGGUAUGAUGUAUAAUGAAAAAAAAAUAUAUCUCGGUGAGGGUAAUCAUUUUCAGAGAAUGAUUGUUAAUGAUUAUCUUGAAAAUGUUAGAAAAAAAGAGCCUCAAAAUCGACGAUGCAAAUAUGUCAUUAUGCCGGAAAUUAUUUAUGAACAACCAGUUGCAUUUGCAUAUCCAAAAGAUUCUCUAUAUCAAGAAAAAUUUGAUAAACAAUUACGAAAUCUUGUGGAAACUGGUAUAUUUAAACAUCUUGAACAAAUGAAAUUGCCAGCAAUGCAUUACUGUCCAUUGAAAUUAAAUUCCAUUGAACGUAAAUUAAAAAUGAAUGAUUUAUCAUUAACAUACAAAAUAAUUGCCGGUGGUUUUACAUUGGCAACACUACUAUUAAUAUAUGAAAAAACUGGAUUACAUCUUUUACAAAUUUAUAAAAGUCGUCAUAAUAAAAGAAAACCAGUAUUGACAAGAAUUCCUACACAAACUCUACCAUUUGUAUAUCCAGUUAAUAAUUAUUUUGAUAAUUAUCCAAAUACUGGUAAUCCAUCACCAAUUUAUCAAAGUAUCAGUAUGAACAAAAGAAUAAUAUUUAAUGGACGGGAUUAUUUGGAAGUAGACUUACCACUUGGUGGCAAACGAUUAAUACCAACAAGAUCUCCCUCUGCAUUACUUUUUCAAUACUACAGAUAA
This is a messenger RNA of Aphidius gifuensis, 1692 nucleotides long. Its product is annotated as probable glutamate receptor. The record is from RefSeq and is a predicted model, not a curated record. The transcript has 8 exons. Gene Ontology annotation, molecular function: glutamate-gated receptor activity. The coding region runs from base 1 to 1692 and encodes 563 amino acids. Gene Ontology annotation, cellular component: membrane. Lineage: Eukaryota; Metazoa; Arthropoda; Insecta; Hymenoptera; Braconidae.